UGCUUUGUUACGAGUUUUACUUUAUAUAAAACGCGAAGAGUAUAAAAGAAGUAAUAAACGUCAUUUUUUUGUUUUUAUUUUUAGGGGUAUUGCAAAAGCGGGCGAACCCAACAAUUAUUUACCGAUGUCAGCAGGUUCCAUACAGAUGGAACCGGUCUACACGACCCUGAGAAGAAAGCAGAGAAGGCUCGCGAGAGAAAAUCCAGGAGUGCUGAUGGCGGUGUCAAGGGGUGCGAAUCAAGCUAUCGCCGAAUGCCAGCAUCAGUUUCGCAACCGGCGAUGGAAUUGCUCGACGAAAAAUUUUCUUAGAGGGAAAAAUCUCUUCGGCAAGAUCGUCGACAGAGGAUGUCGAGAGACCGCUUUCAUCUACGCCAUCACGAGCGCGGCGGUGACACACAGUAUCGCGAGGGCAUGUAGCGAGGGCAGCAUUCAAUCGUGUUCCUGCGACUAUACUCACCAAUCACGCGCAUCAUCCGCCGUUCGAGAUUGGGAAUGGGGUGGUUGCUCGGAUAACAUUGGAUAUGGCUUCAAGUUCUCUCGCGAUUUUGUCGAUACUGGCGAACGUGGCCGGAAUCUCCGCGAGAAGAUGAAUCUACAUAAUAACGAAGCCGGCAGAGCACACGUAACUUCGGAGAUGCGUCAGGAAUGCAAGUGCCACGGCAUGUCGGGCUCGUGCACGGUGAAGACCUGCUGGAUGCGGCUGCCGAACUUUCGCGUGGUCGGCGACAACCUGAAGGAUCGCUUCGAUGGGGCCUCACGGGUGAUGGUCAGUAAUUCGGACCGCGCGCGCGUCAACAACAAUGCCAUCACCAGCAACUCGGCGAGCAACUCCGUGCACCAACAUCGCGACGGUCUCGGGCGCCGGCAUCGCUACAACUUCCAGUUGAAGCCGUACAAUCCGGAGCACAAGCCGCCCGGACAGAAGGACCUCGUCUACGUGGAGCCAUCGCCGCCGUUCUGCGAGAAGAAUCCAAAACUCGGCAUCCUGGGCACCCACGGGCGGCAGUGCAACGACACGAGCAUCGGCGUCGACGGCUGCGACCUGAUGUGCUGCGGCAGGGGCCACAAGACGCAGGAGGUGACGGUGAUUGAAAGGUGCUCCUGCACCUUCCACUGGUGCUGCGAGGUCAAGUGCCAGCUGUGCAGGACGAAAAAGACGAUACACACAUGUCUGUGAAGAGGGGGACUUGAUCGCGAGAUAUCACGGAAUCUUGAUAAAUCUUCGAGGCAACCUUCAUGCAGGGUUAAAAACGAUCAAAGUUUCGAACUUUCUCUGUUUUUCGCGGGUAACCCUGGGUAUAAACGGUAUAUUGACAAAUUCGAAGGAUGAGACUACUCUUCUUUUUAGCUCAAAGCACCCUGUGACAGUCUCUUUCGCGGACGACCGACACGCCGGUCUCCGUUUCCGCGAGAGAUUCUGCCGAUGGGUCUUGCCGGACGGGGUCCAAGUCGUCGUGGAGAGUCCCGCGCGUGAACCCCGCGGGACCUCCUCGUCUCCAGUAUUACGCGAAACGAACGGAACUACAUAUAUAUUUAUUACGUCGCGUCGCGCGCGUAUUAAAGACUGAGAUGGUGAGGAGCGUUCGUGCGAUCGUAGGUUUUUAAGGCUUUAAGAUAGGAAGAUUGGGACGCGUGGAUGCGGUGUUAAAUAACCGGUGUUAAACACCAGCGUAACACCGGCUCGCUAUCUCGCUAUUCACCGACGAGGAUCGGAACUUGAUCUGCACCCCUCCCCCCAUAAUAAAGGCUCUGACAUCUCAGCUGUGACAAUGUCAUAUGGUAGAAGAAAAUAAUUUAAGGCUGCCUGCUAUCCGCAUCUCUCAUCCUGUUACCCUGUUCGACAAAAAAUAUUAUCCCCGUUGGGUAAUAUUCGAAUUCAAUUCACUACCAUCUCUACGUGACAUUAAUCAAAAUGGAUUAGCGAACUCGCUUCUCCGCCGUAAAGGACUAUUGAUCACGAUAAGUUAAUCCGAUGUAUAAAGCCUUCAAUUAUUUUAUCCUGCUGCAUAUGAGGACUUCGAUUUAAGUGAUGUUCAUUGGCGACAACGCGAGCGUCGUGGUCUCGCGUAAGCGUUAUUUAUUUUAAUGGUGUCCUUUUUGCCACUUUAGACACUCGCUCCCUCGGGGAAAAACUCGUAUACAGAUCGCAUACUUGUAUAUAAAUAAAUUAUAGCGAUGUAUUUUGCAACAAUGUGCGAGCCAAUCGGUGGCCAAUAUAUAUUUCUCCGUAAGAAACUAUUGUAAAUACAAAGCAGGCUUUCACACGCGCGACGAAGACAAAGCCCCACGUUGGGAGUGGUAAAUUAUUUUUAUAUCUUUUUCAUGUAUCCCUCUCUCGUUUUCUCUUUUUUCUUUAUCGAGUACCGGGAUAUUGAAAAUCCCGCGGGUUUAAAAAUAUCUUUUUUUACAAAUGCUGGAUAAAGAGAUUACUCUUCGAAAUGAGAAAAUUCCAAUAAAUAAGGUAAUUCCAAUGUUGUGCAUAAUAGAUGUAUUAAUU
This is a messenger RNA of Temnothorax curvispinosus, 2497 nucleotides long. It is a transcript of the gene wg, whose product is annotated as protein Wnt-1. NCBI's taxonomy places the organism in Eukaryota, Metazoa, Arthropoda, Insecta, Hymenoptera, Formicidae. Gene Ontology annotation, molecular function: frizzled binding; cytokine activity. The annotation marks the transcript as partial. Gene Ontology annotation, cellular component: extracellular region. Gene Ontology annotation, biological process: multicellular organism development; neuron differentiation; canonical Wnt signaling pathway. The record is from RefSeq and is a predicted model, not a curated record. The transcript is spliced from 3 exons.